GUCAGGCUGUGCCGGUCAACCUACGCCAAGGGGUUGGAGGAAACCUCCCGCCGCGCAUCCCUUCUCCACCUUCCAAUCGAUAGUUGCGACAGAUCGCGAGGAACGAAAGGCUUCGACGCGAAGGCGCAACUCUUGAAUCUCUUGUUGAUGAAUGCUACUCGUACUAUUUCCGGAUAAUGUGCAAAAACUUACGGUUAGCCCUACCGCACGAUAUCGUCAUUUGGGCAUCUUAGCAUCUGAAGGCGAAUUCCUCUCGAGAAUCAACCAUUUCUGCAGGUCCUUGCUCAUUUUGGAUUAUCCAAAGUAAAUCUUUAUCAUUCAGCGGCAAUCUUUGUUUUUAUUAUCAGUUUUCUCUGAUCUCUAUGGAUGUUGCCGCUCUUCGAACUGUGUCUAUUGCUUAGAAAGAUUAUGCAAGCUUGUUUUCAAUCAAGGAUAUGACAUCCAUGGGUACAUGACGCUCUCGUAGUACUUGAACUCUUGAUCUAUUGACUGUUCACACUUCGUUUUAACCAUGGGGAUAUUUGCUCGAAGAUAUCCCAAUCCGGUGUUUGUCGACUUAGGACAUGCUUAACCUUAGCAUCCGUUGGUAGCCUUUGGAACUCUUUUCAUGAUAAGAAUCCAUAAUUGGGGUUAGACGUUUUACAUUUGUGCCUGACUGCCAUAAUUGGAACUCUCUGCUUUCCAAGCUCAUGACUAAAUGAUAAUGUUUGGGUUAUAGUUGAUGCUCAAGCUGAUUUACGACUUUGUUACCUAUGUUUGAUAUUAUCAAGAUUUAUGAAAAGACCAUUUGACCAGACACCAAAAUAAUGCUUCUGAUGUAUGUUCAAUAUCAAACAUGCUUUUUGACAAUUAGUUGAAACUAUGCUGUGGUAAAAUCAUGACUAAUUGACUGAAUUUUUACUAGUUCUCUCUAUUCACCCAAUAUCAAAAUUGGUUGGCACAUUAGUGGAAUUGAGUUCCAGCAUAAGAUCAAACAUUCUUGUCCUUGAUUUUAGGCUCUAGUUCAUUGAAUCAUAAUAUUUUAAUAUCAUGCUAAAGUUGGAUGUUUAUAGUGCAGUUUCUGAUUAGUUGAUUGGAAUGAUCCCUUUCCCCAUUGUCUUAAUGCAGCCAAAGGCCCUUUUUUGUUGUCAUCAUCAAGAGGUAUGAUCAUCUUGAUAUCUUUUAUAAGUACCUGAUCUUAGUUCUAAUUAAGAAAAAUGCUUGUGAAAGCUCGAUAAUAGCCAGCGUGAGCGUCUUCUUUUCCUACAGAAAUUUGGCAAGCAAUAAUCCGUACUAAUGAAUGGCUUUAAUAGCUGAUUUUACUCAAUUCUUUGUCUAUUGUCACCAGUAAUUGAUGUGCACUGUUAGUCCACAAACUUCUGGACAGAGAUCUAAUUGUUGUUGCAUAUCGGUGAACCUGGGAUAGAGGUCCAGUGAUUGAUGUGACAUAGAAGGGCAAAGUACAAAAUUACAGUAUUAUUGGAGAAUUCAAUGUUGCAAUUUGCAUGCACAAGAUUUUCUGAAGCAGUGUUUGUGGCCUCUUCGAAAAGGGGAGUAUUUUGCCUUUAAACAGUGGAUAGAUCCCCUAAUGGUCUUCUGAUCGCUUGAAAUGUUCGAAGGAACCCUGUGAUGCAUUGAAGCAAAAGAGGAGUCAUCCAUUGCAGUAAUUGUUGUUAGCAAAGUUUUUGAGGGCAAGUAGCCAUCCAUCACAGCCACUGUGAACAGCUUGAGCUCGUUGGAUUCUCGUUGGAACCUGGCGGCUGCGAUUUCCGUGACCUAUCUUUCAGGUUCCUCAUCUUGUUCAAUGUGAAAGCUUAUUUUGUUCGUUGUCUUUGUCAACGCACGCCAGGGGAGACAGCUCAGAGUUCGUUCGAUGGAUUGGUCAGACCGCAACAAGAAGCUAUGAAGCCAUAGCAUAUCCUGGGUUCAGGAGGAGGAAGGGAGAGCAGAUGGAGAAGAGUCAGAAGAGUAGCCACAGGAGCCUCCCCAAGAGGAUCAUACUGGUGAGGCAUGGGGAGAGCCAGGGGAACCUGGACAUGGCGGCUUACACCACGACGCCGGACUACCGGAUUCCGCUCACGGUGCUGGGCGUCGAGCAGGCCCGCGAUGCAGGGGAGCGGAUCUGCCAGGUGGUGUCGGAGGGCGGGCGGGCGGCAGCGUGGAAGGUGUACUUCUACGUGUCGCCCUACGAGCGCACGCGGUCGACGCUGCGGGAGAUGGGUCGGGCGUUCCCCCGGAAGAGGAUCAUCGGGGUGAGGGAGGAGUGCCGAAUCCGGGAGCAGGACUUCGGGAACUUCCAGGUGGAGGAGAGGAUGAAGGCCAUCAAGGAGACGCGGGAGCGCUUCGGUCGCUUCUUCUUCCGCUUCCCGGAGGGCGAGUCCGCCGCGGAUGUCUUUGACCGGGUCACAAGUUUCAUGGAGUCGCUGUGGAGAGACAUCGACAUGCGGCGGCUGGAGCAGGAGGACAACACCAACGUGAAUCUGGUGAUCGUGUCGCACGGCCUGACCUCGAGGGUAUUCCUGAUGAAGUGGUUCAAGUGGACGGUGGACGAGUUCGAGCGGCUGAACAACCCCGGCAACUGCGAGAUCAGAGUGAUGCAGCUGGGCCCGGGCGGUGACUACAGCCUCGCCAUCCACCACCAGCCGGAAGAGCUGCAGCGGUGGGGGCUGUCGCCGGAGAUGAUCGCGGAUCAGCAAUGGCGGGCCACGGCCGUGCGCGGCCGCUGGUACGACAGCUGCCCCUGGCACCUGGACAACUUCUUCCACCACCUCAAGGACUCCUCGGAGGACGACGAAUCCUCGGACGAGCGCCGGAGCGCGUGAUGCAUGUGGAGUUGGCGUUUCCAAAUCGAUGGACGGUUGCCUGUGGACGCCUUGGCGUUUCCGAGUCCAUGGAGAAUUACCCGUCCUCCUCGGGCACGCGGUUGGAGACAAGUGGCGCAGACAACUCCCCCUUCAGUCCUCUGGCACCGGUACAUCCCGCCGCUUCCCCUUUGAUGCUUUGGUACAUCCCCGGGGGGAUGUACCGCAAUGAGGGAGACAGUGGCGCGUUCCUACCGACACGUGUCAGAUUGAUUGCGAAUUAGAGAGAUAAAAAAUAAGACUUUUGGUCGGUUCAAUUCAUCGGAUCGUUUUCUUCAA
Messenger RNA from Musa acuminata AAA Group (dessert banana), 3119 nucleotides. Its product is annotated as phosphoglycerate mutase-like protein AT74. NCBI's taxonomy places the organism in Eukaryota, Viridiplantae, Streptophyta, Magnoliopsida, Zingiberales, Musaceae. Gene Ontology annotation, molecular function: phosphatase activity. The record is from RefSeq and is a predicted model, not a curated record. The transcript has 6 exons. The coding region runs from base 1929 to 2801 and encodes 290 amino acids.